Molecule: messenger RNA, 324 nt
Organism: Gloeophyllum trabeum ATCC 11539
Lineage: Eukaryota; Fungi; Basidiomycota; Agaricomycetes; Gloeophyllales; Gloeophyllaceae
Exons: 1
Coding region: 1-324 (107 amino acids)
Source: RefSeq, a predicted model, not a curated record
AUGGAUAGCUGCGAGACCUCCGGCUCACACACUGUAUGGGAUCCAGAGGAAUGGAUAGGGCACGGGAAGACCUACCCAGCUGAUGACCUGCCCGAAGCGGUCUCUUUGGCUCGAGAUGUGUUCUUACGAGGUAUUCCCGAUGGACAGAUUCUGAGUGAAGAUAGACGAACAUUGCGGUUAUGUGAUGCCGCGCUGCGUCUAUUUAAUGAGUUCCAUCUCGAAUCAGAGAUGGCGAAGUUAGCUUCAGCAGUGGAAGAACUGGCGAAACUCCGCCGCAAACGCAAGGCGGUGAGCGGUGCGGAUAUGGUUUCUGACGGUGAAUAG